This is a messenger RNA of Coregonus sp. 'balchen', 12321 nucleotides long. Lineage: Eukaryota; Metazoa; Chordata; Actinopteri; Salmoniformes; Salmonidae. The record is from the annotation of a GenBank genome assembly.
GCCAUUUCGGCUCGUUGGAUCCAAAUAAAACAGCAAUAAGAAACAAAAUGGUGCGGUGGUGCGUUUGUCAAAGACAAAUUGGGAGGGGACAUUUAGCUAACAAAGUGCGUGAUAUUUUAAUGAAAUCGGGGGGAGGUGAACAGAAUUGUUGCUCGCAUGAAUAGGAAGUGGAGUUUGGUUCUGUUUAUGGUUUUAUGAGCUACACAAAAAAAUAUUUUCUGUUAGAAACGUGCGAGCUGUCAAUCCUACAACAAAUUGAAUAGCACUUAACCAAGAUUCAGAAACAUUUACUGCGGUACAGGUGAGUGCCAACUGGCUAACUAAAUGUAGCCUUCUUCUGUAUGUGAUCUACACCGCUGAGCUCGCAUUAUUGAUAUAAAUUGAAGAGCAUAAAUCCGUCGGAAUGGUAACUCUUAGCUAGCUAGUUGGGUUACAACGUUUGUCUAUAUAAAUAUAUGUAUAAAACGGCUAGCUGGAGUUCGUCUGAGCGGUUGACUGGAUAUGCCCUCACCCGCUAACGUUAGUAAUUUAGCUAAGCUGAUUAACUAAAACCUGCCCACUGUCAGAACUUGAUAUAUAACGUUAACUAGUGUACUUAAUGCUGAUUGUUUUUGGUUCUGCCCACUAUAGUGCUGUCCGGCUAGAACAUGAUGUUGAGGCCCAUCACUGUAACGUUACUCUUGAUAGUCACCACCACACACGCGGACACAUCUGCUUCCACACAAUGUAACUUUGUGAUGUGUGUGCAACUGUGUGGUGGUGACCAAGAGAUAGUGAAACUAUGGAUAUUAUGGACACAUCUGCCUUGUUCUUGCCUGUAGUAAGUCAGAACCUUAACAAUCAGCAUUAAGUACUACCGGGUGAGAGCAUUCACAGCCGACCACUCUGACGCGCUCCAGCUAGCCGUUUUUACAAUUAUAGUUUUGUUUACAAUUUCCAGAAUGUCAUGUGGGUGGCUUUUUACUUUCUUGACACAGACUUUCCAACCGCAGAAACGGAUUCUUGAGGCAUAGCCUAUACUUGGGGUGUAGGAAAAUAUUAAUUUAAGUAUUGAAAGGGUACUUUCUCUCAGGCCAUUAGUGAGUUUCAGUCAUAUACCUGUUACAUGUAGUCUUGUGGUCAGACCACUGGCAGCAGAGAAGAGAAUGUCCCUACAUGUGCAAGCUUAGGAAACAAACCUCACCUCAUAUUGUGUACUCUGUCUGUAUGGCUGUUAUUACUGAUUAUAUGUAUACCUGUGUGUGUGGUGUUGUCCCCAGCCAAGCAUGGCCCAGUGGGAGAAGCUGAGGCAGCUGGAUUCUGUGUACCUGAAACAGGUGGAUCAGUUAUAUGAUGGGGAUGCCUUCCCCAUGGAUGUACGCCACUACCUGGCACACUGGAUAGAGGGCCAAGACUGGUGAGGCAGCCCACUCAUCCUGCACUAUUUAUUGUUUCAGCCAGUAAAAAACCUGAAAGGGUCUAGGUGACUAUGCACUGAUUCAGGUUUGUCCAGGUAGAACAGAGCCAAAGAAUGUCAGGGAAAAGGGGUAAACGAAGCUCUAUUAUGGAAUUCCUAAGCCAGUUUCCCUGUGUUUCCUCCCUUAGGGAGCGUGCAGCGCGGGACCAUGAUGUUGCCAUGGUGCUGUUCCAGGUGUUAUUGGAGAACCUGGAUAUCCAGCACAGCCGCUUCGUCCAGGGGGGAGAGUCCUUCCUGCAGCAGCAUAACAUACGCCGUUUCAAACACAGCUUCCAGGUGUGGCCCUCUAUGGGGUGACUCUGAUAAAUAUACUGAACAUAAAUAUAAACGCAACAAUUUAAAAGAUUUUAGUGAGUUAGUUCAUAUAAGGAAAUCAGACAAUUGAAAAAUUCAUUAGGCCGUAAUCUAUGGAUUUAACAUGACUGGGAAUACAGAUAUGCAUCUGUUGGUCACAGAUACCUUAAUAAAAAAAAAAGGUAGGGGCGUGGAUCACAACCAGUCAGUGUUACACAUCUCCUUUGCAUAGAGUUGAUCAGGCUGUUGAUUGUGGAAUGUUGGCCCACUCCUCUUCAAUGGCUGUGAGAAGUUGCUGGAUAUUGGCGGGAACUGGAACAUGCUGUCGAUCCAGAGCAUCCCAAACAUGCUCAAUGGGUGACAUGUCCGGUGAGUAUGCAGACCAUGGACGAACUGGGACAUUUUCAGCUUCCAGGAAUUGUGUACAGAUCCUUGCGACAUGGGGCUGUGCAUUAUCAUGCUGAAACAUGAGGUGAUGGCAGCGGAUGAAUGGCAUGACAAUGGGCCUCAGGUUCUCGUCACGGUAUCUCUGUGCAUUCAAAUUGCCAUCGAUAAAAUGUAAUUGUGUUCGUUGUCCGUAGCUUAUGCCUGCCCAUACCAUUUAUUGUCCCCAGCACAAGGUGCGCCUGUGUAAAGAUCAUGCUGUUUUAUCAGCUUCUUGAUAUGCCACACCUGUCAGGUGGAUGGAUUAUCUUGGCAAAGGAGAAUACUCAUUAACAGGGAUGAAAACUAAUUUGUGUACAACAUUUGCGAGAAAUACGAUUUUUGUGCGUAUGGAACAUUUCUAGGAUAUUUGAUUUCAGCUCAUAAAACAUGGGACCAGCACUUUACAUGUUGCGUUUAUAUUUUUGUUCAGUGUAGAAAGGACCUUCUGGAACAGUGGUCAACUGGAUCUUAGAGCUACGGAGUUUGCAGCCCUUCAAGAUCUUGAUGAAGUACUACUACUCUAGUAAAACUACUCUUUAACGCCCUCUUCACACCCUCUAUUCCUCCAGAGGUACCAAGAGGAGCCUUACACUCUGGCCAGUAUCAUCCAGUGGUUCCUUGGGAAAGAGAAGGAGAUCCUGCAGAACGCUGAGCUGGCUGAGCAGGUUAGACAAACACAGUCCCUUUUUAAGAACCUAUACAGUAGGUAUAUUAUAAAACAGGUCAUUUAGGCAUAGGGUGAGGGAUUGGGUUAUCCUGUAUACCUACUCUCUGUCUGUUACGAACCCUGUGGCUUUAAAAGUCUAGGGUGGAUGGAAAUGAGACCCGUAACAUAAUUCAUGGAAAUUAGAAUCGUGACACGGAAACAGUGAGAACAAAAAAUACACUGACCACCAAGCUACUGUCAAACACAAAAUGUUUAUUGUGAACACACGGUAAAGGUUUGGGAAAAAGGGCUGAGCAGGACCCAAGGAAUGAAACAAUAAUGUAAAAAAAACCUAAACUGAUCUUGCCUGCCUCUAGAACCACUAAGCUACUGCUAACCAUACAAAAAUUACAGUGGGUGGUCCGCUCAGGUCUAACUAAUGUUUUUAGACAAUGUUCUUUCUACGGGUAAUGUAUGCCCAAGGGCAACUUGCUAAAUCCCCCUUUCCCAGAAACACACAACAUAGUUACCAUACAGAGUAACCAGCAAAUGAGUGAGUACACAAAAAACAGGACACCACAGUAUCCAUACUCGCAUACGAAAAUAGUCUUCUCUCAACAAACACAACUGACUGCCUUUUAAAACAAUGGGAGGUGUGAGUGAAAAACCAGAAAAACAGGUGGUGCAAUGCAGAGGAAUGUCCACUGAUUGGUCCACCUCAGCAGACAAAUGGAUGUCGGACAGGUGGGACACCCCAACGACCACCAAUCAGGAACACAAAGGACACCUGUGAUUAGGGCAGAAGGAGAGGAAAAACACAAACACAUACAGGAUACCUCUAUCUGUAACACUGUCCUUUAGGAGGAGGUACAACAUCUCAUUUGAAAGACUUUAGAGUCAUCAUUAUCAUUACUGUGUUUCUUCAUCCUCUUCCUCAGGUCCAGCUGCUGCAGGUCCAGCAGAACCCCAUGGAGACAGACAGCCAGCAGAACAUUGAGCGCAAGAUGGCAGACCUUAAGAAUAAAGUUCAGGUGAGCUUCUCCGUGAAAGUCUGUAAAGGUUGCAAUGCCUGCCAUGAUAUGAGCAUCCUAUGGGGGGGUCUCCUCUAAUGUUGCUGCUAAACUUUUCAUUAUGAUAACAUACAGACCGCCUUUGACAGUUUGUCAUUUUUCUUUUUUUAAUGCAGUGCAUGGAACACACUGUGAAAUGUUUGGAGGAACAACAAGAUGAGUUUGAUUUUAAAUACCAGACUCAUAACAUGGAAGGUGAGCUCAUUUGAGGUCUAUCCUUUGUAUUUGUGAUAAUCGAUUCAGCAGAGGAUAGAGACUGUGAGGGAUAUGAUACUGUACAUAUUUCCCUAAAGCCCACACUGCUAUGAACAGUCAAUUUCCUUCUGUCAUGGAUACAAGUCAUGAAGUGACUCAUUCUAUCAGGUGACACCUGUAACCUCAUUCUAUUGUAGUUGAUGUGUUCACUUGAAGAUGACUCAGGUUCUUGUGCGUAGGCAUCACCAACGAGGCGGCGAAGAUGGAACAGAUGAAGGUGCUGCAGGCUCUACUGAACAGACUGGACGCCUCCAGGAAGGUACCACCCACAACCCUCUAGUUUACAUCACCUUAAUACAUUUGGUUCAUUAUGUACUGUAUUAUUCAUAUAACAUCUAUUUCCCCUGGCUCUCCCCCCUCUCUCUUCUCUCCCUCCCUCCCUUCGUCCUCCCCCUCUCCCCUGUAGAGCAUGUUGUCCGGUAUGGGUGUGCUACUGGACAGUGCGGAGGAGCUGCUGUGUGUGCUUGUGAGGGAAGAGCUAGUGCAGUGGCAAAGGAGGCAGCAGAAGGCCUGCAUCGGAGCCCCAGACAACACCUGCCUGGACCAGCUGGAGAAGUGGUACAGUACAGCCAACCUAGCUAUUCACCUCCGUAGAUCUACCUGACCUAAACAAUCUCUAACUACUGUCUGCUGUAACUCUGAGCGUUCAGUACAUCUGCCCUGGCUUACUUAAGGAGGGACUACGAAUACUCCCUCAAGUAAAAUAAGCUUUUCUUAGAAAGAGCCUGCGGUGGUAGACCAUGUUCAUUCUGGUGUGUUUGACCUCUGACCCCUCUGUGUGACCUCCUGUAUGACCUCUAUUUGCCCCCUGUCUGACCUCUCUAGGUUUACAACGGAGGCGGAGUGUCUGUUCCAGGUGCGUAAGUUCCUUAAGAAGCUGGAGGAGCUGAUGGGGAAGGUGACCUACGAGCACGACCCUGUGAAGAAGCAGAAACCAGCACUGCAGAAGAGGGUGGACAGCCUCCUCACCAGCCUGCUCAAAAGGUCUUAAAUCAUUUAGAAUACACAAUCACACUGGCUCAUAAACAAUUCUGAUAAACUCGCUCAUAGUUUACACACUAACAUAGUAAAUCCUCAAACAGUACACAUAAUAAUACACAAGCACACAAAGGAUUGUUCAGCUCCCUUUUUCUUACUGUUAUUCAAGAAGGUAUUUUGUGUUUUCAGUGCCUUUGUGGUGGAGACUCAGCCCUCUAUGCCCCAAGGGAAAGGGCCCUUGGUUCUGCGUACCAAUGUCCAGUUCUCAGUCAAGACCAGGUGAGUACUUCAGACCCUGUCCUACUUAUGACAGCUGUUAAAUAACCAGCCCACCACUGAAUUGAAUGUGAUAUCCAUUUAUACAAUUCCAUGUGUGUUUCUUCUAGAUUCCUCGUCAAAUUUCCUGAGCUGAACCAUGCCAUGAAAGUGAACGUGUCCAUGGACAGGUGAGAUGGAACCUUUGGAAAAUCAAAUCGGCUGUUCUUUACAUAUUAGAUGCAUGUCUUAUGUAGUGCUCUCAUUGCUUUAGUCCAGACAGAUAGAUAAUCACUAGAUUUAUUGAUCAUUGCUUUGCUUAUGAGCUAGAUGACUUUAGAACAUUUGCAGAAAAUGAUAUGAGUGAAUUAAGUGACCCCUAUUGGCCAUUAUACUGACGUGCAUGUUCCUCUCCUUCUCCCUUUCUCUCUGCUCUAGGGAGGCUCCUCAGGUCAAAUGGUAAGAUGUGACAUUCGGGACUAGAUUUGUGCCAAAUUUCAAAUAUAAAACCAUAACAACGAAUGUAGAAAAUCAAAUGUGUCUCAAAAAUUCAUGUAAACCACUUUUAUACCUUCACUCGGUCACUUCAUGUUCUCUUGGCCUGUAGGUACCGGCGGUUCAAUGUCCUGGGGACCAACAGUAAGGCCCUGAACAUGGCUGAGAGUAUGAGUGGAGGCAUGGUGGCAGACUUCAGACAUCUGGUGAGUCAAUAGGACAGACAGGCUUUUGGUGGAGGAGAGAUAUGGAUUGGUAGUCAGUUACACAGCGCUAUGUGGAAGUUAACCAUUAAAAUGUAUGCAGUUGACUUGCUUAAAGGUAGAGUCAGCUAUGCACAAGGUAAACAUCAAUAUUGGGGCAAUUUCCGCAACAACUAAGCGCAUUGAAGCGCGAGGCUAUACUUCUCCAGUGUUUCCGGUCCUGCAGCUAUCACUUUGUAGCUAUUGAAGUUCACAUGCGCAGAUACUCUGUCAGUGCAUCACUUUCAUCUGUAACAUCUGCGCUGUUGCUCGUGGCAACAUCAUAUAGCGGAGUCUCAGUUGAAAAUGUUUUGAUGGACCAAUUAUGAUAUCAAUUAGCUGAUGUAUUAUGCAAUUUUGUCAUCACAAUUGCUUAUAGCAGAGAUGGACUAACCAAAACUGAUUUUUUAUUGUUAUUUGCAGAUACUGAAGGAGCAGAAAUCUGGAGGAGGGGGCAAGGGGAUCCAUGAAGUGAGUUUACAUCAUGCUUCAACAUAUCCACUUUGAAUACUCAAAACAUUAGGAACAACUCUACUUCAGCCAUACUGUAGAAUAAGAGCAGCAGGUGUGUUUGAUCCUGGAUGUGUGGUGGUGAACCUCUGUGCCCACAGCUCUCUCUCAGCGUCACAGAGGAGCUGCACAUCAUCAACUUUAACACAGAGUUUCUUCUGCACGACAUGUCAGUCUCCUUAGAGGUGGGUCUUCCUGUCAUUCCCUGCUCCCUCAUUGGCUAUCAGCCAAACAUGUUGUGACAUAGUAAGGGCAGUCUGGUCUAACUUGUAUUGGUUUCCCUGGAUGAAUGUCUGCUAAAAUACAGAAUAAAUGUAAUAAGGUCCAUGCUACAGUAGUCUGUCUUACUAAUGCAUGUUCCUUUGUCCACUUCACCCCACCCCAGACGUCCUCUCUCCCUGUGGUCAUCAUCUCCAACUCCAGCCAGCAGCAGAGUGCCUGGGCAUCCGUCCUCUGGUUCAACAUGCUUUGCCUCGAGCCAAAGGUGAGAGGUCAUCAACACAGGCCCCCCAGCUUUUUAUUAGAUGUCUUAUAAUAACAACUACUUAGCCAACAAAAAAACAAAAAAGUAUAAUAAUUGAUAUUUGUGUGUUAAUAAGGGUGUGUUUCUGCAGAACUUUCUUUUCUUUGCCAACUGUCCCGUGGCUACGUGGCCCCAACUAGGGGAGAUGUUGAGCUGGCAGUUCCUCUCCUCCACCACGCGGGGUCUGGACUCUAACCAGCUGGACAUGAUCGCACACAAACUCUUUGGUAUGUCUACUACCCAUCUCAAUCCUAGGUAUAGUGCUCAUUGUCUGGUAUGUUUCCAGUGCUACAUGACUUUCAGGUCUAGAGAUGUCAGUGAAGUAGGUUUGACAAAUGAUUGUUUUCUGUCCCAUCAGGAAAGCAGCAAAGUUACGACGCCUACAAAAUCUCGUGGACUAAGUUCAGCAAGGUGAUAAUCUUGUCACUUGUUAGCUCUCUGCAUGAUGCUGACAAUGGAAAUGCUAAUGUCAGUCUAAGCCGUGCCAACCUCCAUCACCCCUGUGUUGCAGGAAAAUGUUCCUAACACCAACUUCACUUUAUGGGUGUGGUUCGAUGGUAUCCUUGUAAUGGUGAAGACUCACUUAGAGAACCUGUGGAAAGAUGGGUAUGUCUGAGGAGAAAAAAGCACAAUAUAGUUUGAGGCUCUGAGAUAGGCUGGCCUGUUAUUUCACAAAAUCAUUAUUUGAGAAAUUGUUUAUGGAUGUCCUUUGAUGAAUAACGACUUAUUAAAGGUCUGGUUUGUUUUCUCUGUAUGCUUUUCUACUCUGCAGUUCUAUCAUGGGUUUUGUGAGUAAAGGCAAAGAGAAAACCCUCCUGAAGAAGAAACAGAGGGGUACUUUCCUCCUGCGCUUCAGUGAGAGCAUCAGAGAUGGAGGCAUCACCUUCUCCUGGGUGGACUACUCCCUGACCGGUGAGAUGACAGGAUCAUAUGGAAUGGGACAGAGACCUAACAACAAGCUGGGAAAUGAUUUUUGCAAGAUUUAUACGUCACUUUUAGGUUGUCUUGUACUACACACAGGGACGCCUUUUAUAUUUUAGCAUCCAAUUUAAUUGAUUGAUGUUAACCUCUUAAGGAUCGGACCCUUUUUUUCAAUUUUCACCUAAAAUGACAUACCCAAAUCUAACUGCCUGUAGCUCAGGACCUGAAGCAAGGAUAUGCAUAUUCUUGAUACCAUUUGAGAAGAAACACUUUGAAGUUUGUGGCCAUGUGAAAUGAAUGUAGGAGAAUAUAACACAUUAGAUCUGGUGAAAGAUAAUACAAACAAAAAAAACAUGUUGUUUUGUUUUUUCAUGAUCUUUGAAAUGCAAGAGAAAGGCCACAAUAUAAUAUAGCAGUUUAGGCAGAAUUGAGAUUUUGACCACUAGAUGGCAGCAGUGUGUGCAAAGUUUCAGAUUGAUCCAGUGAAGCGUUGCAAUACUGGACUAUUUUGUAUCAAGUCUGCCUAAAUGUGCCGAAUUGGUCAAUUGAAACAUUUUCAUUACAUUUACGUCAUUUAGCAGACGCUCUCAUCAAGAGUGACUUAUAAAUUGGUGCAUUCAACUUAUGAUAGCUAGUGGGACAACCACUUUUCUUUUUUUUGUUAAUGGGGGGGGGGGGGAGGGUAGAAGGAUUACUUUUAUACUAUUCCAGGUAUUCCUUAAAGAGGUAGGGUUUCAAGUGUCUCCGGAAGGUGGUCAGUUACUCUGCUGUCGUGGAGGAGCUUGUUCCACCAUUUGGGGUGCCAGAGCAGCAAAUAGUUUUGACUGGGCUGAGCGGGAACUGUGCUUCCAUAGAGGUAGGGGGGCUAAUAGGCCAGAGGUGGAUGAACGUAGUGCCCUCGUUUGGGUGUAGGGUCUGAUCAGAGCCUGAAGGUAAGGAGGUGCCAUUCCCCUCACAGCUCCGUAGGCAAGCACCAUGGUUUUGUAACAGAUGCGAGCUUCAACUGGAAGCCAGUGGAGUGUGCGGAGGAGCGGGGUGACAUGAGAGAACUUGGGAAGGUUGAACACCAGACGGGCUGCAGCGUUCUGGAUAAGUUGUUUAAUGGCACUGGCAGGGAGCCCAGCCAACAGCUAGUUGCAGUAAUCCAGACGGGAGAUGACAAGUGCCUGGAUUAGGACCUGUGCCGCUUUCUGUGUAAGGUAGGGUCGUACUCUGUGAAUGUUGUAGAGCAUGAACCUGCAGGAUCUAUAGAGAACAUACAUUUUGUAUUACCAUAUCAUUUUUGUAAGUUUACACACUCCCAGGAAUGUCAUACAUGAUGGAUCAUUAGCUUAUACACUAACUUUCACACAUCUAGAUGGCCGGGUGGGGUGGGUGUGGAGCCAGAGACGGCAGGGGUUGAAACUGUAGAACCCAGUUCCUACAUUUGAAUAUAAAAAUUGAUUUUAUCAAACAAAACUAUGCUACAUUUUAUCUCUGGGACCCUUAGGAUGACAAAUCCGAGCAAGAUUACUGAAUGUAAGUGCAUUAUUUACCUUCAGAGGUGAAUGUAUCAAACCAGUUGCCGUGAUACGUUUUUGUUGUUGUUGUGCACUCUCCUCAAGCAAUGGCAUGGUAUUUUUUCACUGUAAUAGCUACUGUAAAUUGGAAAGUGCAGUUAGAUUAACAAGAAUUUAAGCUUUCUGCCCAUAUAAGACAUCUUGGAAAGUUUGCUGUUCCUUACAACAGUCAUGCUAAUCACAUUAGCGCACGUUAGCUCAACCAUCCUGUAUACGGGACACCGAUCCCGUAGAGGUUAAUGCUUCCAAUGAUGGAGAAUUUCUCCUCCUCCUCCCUGUCCCCCUAUAUUGCCCUCCCUGCCCCUUUUCCACACACAAUUUCUACUACCUCAUUUAAUCUAUUCUCCUUCUCAUCCUCCACUGCCCUCUCCAGGUGAGCCUGACGUGCGCUCGGUGCAGCCCUUCACCAAAGUGGACCUUUCCCAGAUCCCCUUCCAUGAGAUCAUCAGAAACUUCCAGAUCCUGGAGGCGGAGAAUGUCCCGGAAAACCCCCUCCUCUUCCUCUACCCUGACACGCCCAAAGUGGAGGCCUUCGGGAAGUACUACACAGAGAAGAGUGGAGGUGAAGAUACCAGAGGGAUCUUGUACUUGUGCAAUGAAAGUUUGGAUUCUUGAUGCAUUUUAUAGUUUGUUUACAAAGAAUUUGACAUCCUUUUUGCAAAUUGAGAGGUGAUUGCUAUUAAUCUAAAGAAUUUACCUUUUGUCUUUUCAGCGGAUAAUCCAUACAUUAAGUACAUCAAAACUAAGUUGGUUUUUGUAUCUAAAGAGUGAGUAUUUUUGAAUUUGUCUUUUUAACAUUUCAUUUAUCCAGCCCGAGCAUGUGGAAUGUAAGUCACCUGAAAAUCCAUACAUGAGCCUCCCUUACCCCCCGCUCUCUGUGCUUUCUGAACAGAGGCCAUUUUGUAAAUGAAAGCUCUUAAAAUGAAAAUACUCUGGCUCCAUCAAAAUGGUAGUGUAAUCCCAGUCUCUCAUUGGUUACCUCAGGAACUGGUUGUGUAAUGGCUAUUUAUCAUUGGUUACCGUAGGAACACACUGGAGGCUAAGUCGCCUGUGUAUUCUGACAUUGUGGAAGGCGAAGGCUCAGGGCCAAUGAACCCAAGAUAUGGUCUGUGUGGAGAGGCCUUCGGUGAGUCGCCACGCCUCCCAGUCAAACCACCAAUCAACCAAAUCCCUUUAAGUGCCGUCUGACCCUUUUCUCAUCAGAAGUCAGCAAUGUGCUCCUAAGCACAAUCGCAUGCUUGUGAGCUUUGAUUAUCUGCCCUCCUUAAGUUUCUGUCUUUAGCUGAUCAUUUCAAAGUAGGGGUCCUUAAGUCUCCCUACUGACAGCUAAACCAUGGAAGGGAGGGCCCCUCAAUCAGCUGGGUAUCUUUUGAUUUUGGUUGACUGUUUUCCUUUACCCCCCUCUUAGUCUCAUUGUUCUGCAUCUGCCUGCAUGUGUCAUUCGCUGUAGAGAAUGUUAGCUAGUAAGCGGGGUAGGUGAUUUACACAGACUCCCAUUUACAUCCCUUCUCUUCCUCUGUUUGCCAUACCAGUCCCUCCAGCAUUCUGUGAUUCUGCAAUCACAAUUUCUUUAGCAAAAUCAACAAUUCCCUGCAUAUUAUGCGAGGGCUUGCAAAUUUGACCAAUCACUGCACUAUUUCAGAAUAAACAGUCAAAUCAUCAUUGCAUAAAACUUACCAUCACCGCAGCACAAAGAGGGCUUGCAAUUAGAACCAAUCAGCGCACAUUUACCUCAUAUGUUUCAAUCAAGCCACGUCUUUAUUUUAUGUAUUUUCAAGAAAGAAGGACAAUUAUUGCCAUGCAAAAUGUCAGAAUUGGCACAGCAAAAUCAAGCAUUUCUUCUCGCAAAUACCACAAAAAACCUGUGAAAUCCUGGAGGGACUGCCAUACUGCACCAUAUGCUCCAAAGAUGCAUCUUCAUGUCCGUGGACUGUAUGCUUUGACUAACCACAACUGGCUGUUUUUUAUCACUAAUAAUGGGAUCCCAUUCUGUGUUUUUAACCUAAUGCAUGUCUGCUUCCUCAGUGAGUUGCAGAAUGCUGUUUUCCAAAUGAAACCUUUAGUUUGUAACUAGAAUAAAUAACUGAUUGUAAAUUACUUCUUACAACAGAACCCUCCUCCUUCCCUCCCUCAGGCCUAAGUGGGGACCCUCUUCCCCCAGAGCUGCUCCUGAGUCCUGACCCUGACCCAAUGCUCUCUGGUGCCAUGGUAAUGUCAGAGGAGGACCUGAUUCCGACCUUCCAGGAGUUCCUCAAUGACCCCAACGUGUAUGAGAAUAGUUUUGACUGGGAUAAUGACGACACAGAUCCCGAGGUGGCUCUACCCGGACACCCCUUCACCGCCCCUCUGCAGCCAUGUGAAUGACCACUCUCGCAGCAUUCACCACAAUACACGACAUCUAACCAAACCAGAUUAGUUACUACUGUGGAAGCACUUACCCAUAACAACUCAAAGACAACCUCCAUCCAUAUUUAACCAAACUCUGUUACCCAUACACUACUUUAGUAGUACGACCUUCAUCAGCUCUGAGCAUGCUCAUUAGACAUAACCUAGUUACAUAGUGCUUUCUAUAGUCUACACAUCUAGGCUACUACUCUUACCCUGCAUCUGUAACAAUAGAAAUGCUACGUGGUCCAUAUGUUGUGCCCAUCAGGUACAGCAUAAUAACAGCUUUCUGUGGGAAAAAAUAAA